AUGAAUGCGGCCCGGGCUCUGCUCUCCGCCGUGUUCCUCGCUGGCUUCUUCUGGGGGGAUCUGCCCUGUGGCCAACAGGCCACCAUCCCCGCCGCCACCGCCGCGCCGCCUCUCCGGGAGUCCCCCAAGGGCAAGCGGAGCUGCCGGGAGGGCGGAGCGUCCCGAUCGGUUGGAGACGCGGCCAGAAAGGGACCCGCUGCAGCCCAGCCGCGAGUGGAGCCCCACGAGUACAUGCUCUCCCUCUACCGGACCUAUUCCAUCGCCGAGAAACUGGGCAUCAACGCCAGCUUCUUCCAGUCCUCCAAAGCCGCCAACACCAUCACCAGCUUUGUGGACAGGGGGCGAGACGAUCUUUCGCCCAGCGCUUUAAGGAGACAAAAAUAUUUGUUUGAUGUAUCGACUCUCUCAGACAAAGAGGAGCUGGUGGGGGCUGAGCUCCGUCUCUUUCGGAAAGCCCCCGGCGAUCCCUUCUCCAAGGCUCAGACAGGCUUGGCCCGUCUGCAGGUCUCGCCCUGCCUUUCGGGCCGCCGACUGGACUCCAGGACCCUGGACUUGCAGGAGGCGGCGCUGGCCCGGCCCGGUGGCGGCUGGGAGGUAUUUGAUGUGGGGCAAGCUUUACAGCCCCACCGCGGGCCCCGGAAGAAGCGACCACAGCUGUGCCUGGAGCUGCGAGCCGUCGGGGGCACCCGAGCGCACCCCCGCCCGCAGCUGCUGGACCUGCGCCCCCUAGGCCUGGGGCGAGGCGCCCGGGCGCAGCAGGAGAAGGCGCUGCUGGUGGUCUUCACCAAGUCGAGGCGGAAGAACCUCUUCGCGGAGUUACGCCACGAGCUGGGAGCCCGGCCGCUGCCGCUGCCGCAGAACGCGCCCGCGCUGCCCUGGGAAGCGCCGGGCGCCGUCCAGCUGCGCUUCCAGGCCCGCCGCAUGAAGCGCGCCGCGUACAGCAGCCGGCACGGGAAGCGGCACGGGAAGAAGGCGCGGCUGCGGUGCAGCAAGAAGGCGCUGCACGUGAACUUCAAGGAGCUGGGCUGGGACGACUGGAUCAUCGCCCCGCUCGAGUACGAGGCCUACCACUGCGAGGGCGUGUGCGACUUCCCCCUGCGCUCGCACCUGGAGCCCACCAACCACGCCAUCAUCCAGACGCUCAUGAACUCCAUGGACCCGGGCACCACGCCGCCCAGCUGCUGCGUGCCGGCCAAGCUGACGCCCAUCAGCAUCCUGUACACGGACGCGGGCAACAACGUCGUGUAUAAACAGUACGAGGACAUGGUGGUCGAGUCCUGCGGGUGCAGGUAGCGGCGCGCCUCCCCGUCUCCCCCGGACGAGAGAAGCAUCAGGGAACUCACACGGCAGAGAGCGAGCCCACGCGAGAGACACGCGAGGGAGAGCAGAAGGAAGCGCGCCCCGUGAGGGGACGGCCGCAGCGCAAGCUACGGCGAGCCUUCGCAAGACAGCUUUGCGAGCGCCCGCCUCGGCGCAGCUCACUUCUGCCAGCGCUGCGCGUGCGGCCCUCCCCGUACACGAGGCGAGGGCAGAAUGGGCGAUCCGGACUGCGUCUGCGCAUCCUCUGCUUCAGGGGUUCAGGUUCCUCCGCCUAAAGAGCGGGGAGAGAGCGCGCCCAACGCCAUUUUCGGAACAGCCUGGAUGUUUUGGCAUCCUGGCAAAGCCAUCCGUAGGAUGGGAGUUUUUGCUCAGAAAACACGUGGCAAAGGUUGCUAUGGGGAGACUGAAGGCUGGUCGGUUGAUCACGGCGCAGCAGACGUCUCUCCCCGGCUGGAGCUACCCAAACGAGUAGUGACCCAUUUUUCAGAAAUUAAGCAUUGGUUUUGAAUUCGGAAACGCAAGCUUUUCUGGGAUCAUUCCCUUUCCCUUUCCUUCUUGUAUGUGCCCUUGUAGUCCUUGGAAGAAAAUAAAAAAGGAGAAUCAGGGAGGUUCCCCGCGUCCCCUAAGAUAGGCAACGUUUUGGGGUCAGAAAUUGAAUUGCGAGAAGCAGGCAAAGGCACAAGUCGUCGGUUCCUUUCGUAAGUGGCGCUAGCCUAGUGCACUCCUCUCGUUGACAGAACUUGGGGUUUAUAUUCAGGUUUUAAAACUGACUUUUACUUUUCAUCCUGCCCCAGUGUCAUUCGCCUAUGCGGACAAACUGCGUUGAAGCAACACUAGGUGGCUUCUAAUUUCUGACUUGAAGGGAGUGAAGGCAUAGAUCAGGCAGAGUGCUUCACUUCCAAUGCAGGAUCCUGUUCUUAGAAUGUGAUCCUGGUGAUCUCUUCCAGGCUCUCUUUUCAGAGAAGGUUUACAAAAAGCAAGUGCAGAAAAAAUUAGUUCGACGGUCUUUGAAUCCAGAAUUUUUUGUUAUUGUUUCCCUUACAAAUAUUUCCAUCUUGAAAUAGGUUAAGUACCCCCUUCUUCCUCCUAAAAAAAAAUAAUAAUAAACCCCAGUCCAUAAUUAUUAGUUAGGUGGCUGAUCUUUAAAUCUAUAAAUUAGAAGCUGUGAAAAGAGCUACAGGAGGGACACACUAGGUAGGUUUAGAUGGGCAUGAAAGAGUUCCUUGAUUUCAAGAUGUCUCCAUAAAUUCCAGGAAGGGCAAGUAGACAGGUGCUUUGGCAAGGUACAGUGGUGUUCUGUAGUUAAUGCAGAUGUGAUGCUGAGAGAGACAAUCAUUAAAUGCUGACUUUCCUUGCUCCACAAAUAAGGCUUUACAGAGAAGGAAAAUGCACUUGGAAAGAGACUCGUUAGGCAUUUCCUUCUCUUGUGGAUUCAGGAUUUCAUAGAACUUCAAAAGGGUGGGAGGGUGAAGGAAAGAAGUAUGAGUGUAUAAAUAAAUAGAUAAAUAAUAUAAAAUGCUAAUAAAGGAAAGCCUUGACCAGGAGCGAUAAUUUAAACGCAAGUGCACACUUUGGUUUGGAUACAGUGUUGUUCAUAUUGAAGCUGUAAAUAUUUAUUUAAAAGAGACUGCAAAGUACAAAAAUGGAGGUGAGCAAUGUACAUUUCCCUUUUUCCCUUAAUGCCCAGAGCAUUAUAUGCACUCAAGUGUCUAAUAUUUUUUUUUAAAUAUAUUUGAGCUGUACAGAUUUAAGCAUUAAUCAAAUGUUUCAUUUGUACGUCUGUAAUGUCAUCAUUUUUUUCUCUUUAAAAUGUUCUUGCAAGAUUUAAAAUUAUGUGCUAAUGAAGAAUUCUUUGUUUCUACUGUCUACCUCACUAUGUUGCGAGGGCUUGAUCUUCUGGGAAGAUUCCCCAAUCAGGCUCUGGUUGAUUUCCCAUUCACUUCAGUGAUGCUUUGAGCAGGACAUCUUGCUGGGUUUUAUUUCAAAUAUUUACAGCACAAGAAUCCUCUGCAUACUUACCCAGGAAUAAGUGCCAUUAAAUACAGUUAGAGCUUAUCUCUGAGUCAGAAUGGAUGGGAUCGCAGUGUAAUGUUUUCCGAGAUGAAUUAAUACCCAGAACAUUUUUACAGGACACUUUUACUGGAUGGUAUUAAAAUUA
Molecule: messenger RNA, 3478 nt
Organism: Python bivittatus (Burmese python)
Lineage: Eukaryota; Metazoa; Chordata; Lepidosauria; Squamata; Pythonidae
Gene: GDF6
Product: growth differentiation factor 6
Biological process (GO): BMP signaling pathway
Cellular component (GO): extracellular region
Molecular function (GO): growth factor activity; cytokine activity
Source: RefSeq, a predicted model, not a curated record